AUGGCAAUUCUAGACAUCACCAAAGACCUGCCUACGCUGUUCAAGCAACAGGUUCAGGCAACCCCAGACGCCGUUGCGUUAGAACACGAGACCACAUCCUAUACAUACGCCCAGCUGGACCAGGAGGUCGAAGCCCUGGCCAGUCGUCUCCGGGCCUAUGGAGUCAGUCGAGACACCCUCGUGGGUGUGUUGUUGCCCCGAAGCGCACAUUACGUGAUUGCCUGUUUGGCAGCUCUCCGUGCGGGCGGCGCCUUCCUCGUGCUCGAGUUGGCUUACCCCGCGGAUCUCUUGGCGGAUGUCAUUGAAGAUGCCAACCCCGCAGUUAUAAUCACUCACAAGUUGGAGGGCGAGAAGAUCAAGGCACCGGUGCCAUUGAUCAAUCUGGACGAUCCCGCCUCCGAGAUCAACGGACACGCCAAGGAACCUUCCCCAUUGCCGGCAGAUGACGAUCUCGACCGUUUAGCGUUUGUCUCUUAUUCGUCAGGAACUACAGGAAAGCCCAAGGGCAUCGCAAACCCCCACCGAGCCCCGGUUUUGUCGUACGAUCUGAGAUUCGCCGUGCAGGAUGUCCAACCAGGUGACCGGGUCGCUUGCAAUGUCUUCUUUAUUUGGGAGAUGCUGCGCCCGCUCUUGCGCGGAGCAACAGUCAUCAUUGUGCCAGAUGAAACGAGUUAUGACCCUGCUGCGCUGGUUGACUUGCUCGCGGAAAAGAAGGUCACCGAGACUCUCAUGACCCCUACCCUCCUCGCCACCGUCCUCUCCCGAUACCCUCGAUUCGGCACCCGAGUUCCCGACCUGCGAAUUGUGUGGCUCAAUGGCGAAGUUGUGACAACGGAUUUGGCCGUGAAAGCCAGCAAGAUCCUCCCCAAUGCCCGCUUGCUUAACUGCUACAGUGCGUGCGAAACACACGAGAUCGCUUGUGGGGAUAUUCGCGAGAUGACUGAUAGCGAAUCGCUCUACUGCCCCGUUGGCCCACCACUCGACCCUGCCCAUACCUAUAUCUUGAACGAGGAUGGACAGGAGGUGGAGUUGGGCACAUCGGGAGAACUCUUCAUCGGUGGUCCGCUGCUGGCCAGGGAAUACAUCAAUCUGCCCGAGACAACUGCCAAGGCCUUUACCCCCGACAGUUUUGAUUCUACCCCCGGUGCUCGUAUGUACAGAACCGGAGAUUUGGCUCGGAAGCUACCAUCGGGACUUCUCGAGAUCACCGGCCGUGUUGGCGCAAUGAUCAAGCUCCGUGGCUAUUCCGUCGUGCCGGCCAAGGUUGAGAGCGAGAUUUGCCAGUACCUGGCUGUCAAUCAGUGUGUGGUCACUGCGUACGGCGAUGGUCUCGACCGACAAUUGGUCGCGUACAUUGUCCCCGACAAGGAGGCUUCGUCCGAUCGCCCAUCUGUCACAAUCAAUGAGUCUGGCCACAGCCCUUCUGCACGACGUGCUCUUGAGAACCGACUCACGCAGUACAUGAUUCCCGCCUUGUGGGUUGCACUGGAUGAGCUUCCUACCAACGAAGUCUCUGGUAAGGUUGAUAUGAAGAGUCUUCCUUCACCCCGUAGCUCCAGCCCCAAUGGCAGUGAGCAAAGCGCAGGCAAGGACCCCAUCGGUAUCAGUGACAUCGCAGCUAUCUGGGAAGCUGUUCUGAAGGUCUCAAAGACCUUGCUGAAGCCUGAAGAUAACUUCUUCGACCUGGGUGGUCACUCCUUGUCUCUUGCGGACUUGUCCUCAAAGCUUUCCAGACGUUUCGGCUUCCGUGUUCCAAUUCCCCGCCUCGCGGAGAACACCACUCUUACCGGCCACCUCGAGACUGUCCGCGCCGUUAGAGAUGGACACACCGAGGAAGUGCAGGCCAAUUUGCCUGCAGUUUUGCUCUCCGAUGCCACGCUGGACGAGGAUAUCCAGCCCACAAACACUGCCGUCACAUCCAUCACCUCGGCUCAUACUGUCCUCCUGACUGGUGUGACUGGUUUCCUGGGUGCCUUCCUGCUGAAUGACUUGAUUGAGAACACUUCUGCUAAGAUUAUCUGUCUUGUUCGUUUCAGCGACCCUGAGCAAGAUGAUCAGGCUGGAGGUGUGGCUAGAAUUCGCAGGAACCUCCUGGACAUGGGACUCUGGCGUGAUUCCAUCCUUGAGCGCGUUGAAGUGCUUCCCGGUAACCUUUCUCGCCCCCGACUGGGUCUGGGCCCCGAAGAGUUCGUCGAGGUUGCGUCUCGCGUUCAGGUCAUCGUGCACGCUGCGGCCACCGUUAACCUUGUCUACCCCUAUGCUGCGCUGCGGGGUGCCAACGUCGGAGGAACCAGAGAAAUUCUCCGCUUGGCUGCCAAGGGCGGUGCGACCGUACAGUAUGUUUCCACCAAUGGCGUUUUGCCGUCAUCUGGUGAGAAGGGCUGGCCCGAGACAACUGUCCUGGACGUCAAGGAUGUUCCCACCAAGCUACUCGAUGGAUACGGUCAGACCAAGUGGGUUGCAGAGCAGCUUGUUCUGAAGGCUGGCGAACGUGGGUUGCCUGUCAAGAUUCACCGAUGCGGUACUAUCAGUGGACACAGUGUCACAGGUUCUGCCAACGCAUGGGAUCUUCUCACUGCCCUGAUUGUUGAAUCUAUCCAGAUUGGGUACGCACCUGAUGUGGAUGGAUGGCGCGCUGAGAUGACCCCGGUCAACUUCGUCAGUAAGGCGGUUGUUCACCUUGCUACUCAGACCCAAGCAGACCAAACUGUCUUCCACCUUGGUGACCCUAGCCCCGUCGACACUCGAUCCGUAUUCGAAGAUCUCAAGGAGCUUGGUUACCAGACCAAGCCCCUUCCAUGGGAUGAGUGGGUUGCCUUGUGGUUUGAGAAGAGAGGCUCUGCAAAGGGUGGAGACGGAUCAUUCACCGUCGACAUUCUUCGCAGCGGUAUGCCGACCGUGGAGUUCCUUCGCGACAUUGUUGUCCUUGAUAAUGCCCUGACUCGGCCCUUCCGCGCUGUGAUCGAGAGACCUAAGGUGGACAGCCUGCUUCUGGAAACUUACACUCGCCACUGGUUUGCUCGUGGAUGGCUUCCACGACCUCCUUCCCGUCAGCAUGCCCUGAACCGUCCCACUGAGCCCGCCAGGGGCCCUCUCAGCGGCCAAGUGGCUGUGGUUACCGGUGCUUCUUCGGGUAUUGGCGCGGCGGUAGCCACCGCACUGGCCAAGCAAGGCUGUUCUGUGGCUCUCGCCGCCCGUCGCCUCGAUGCUCUCGAGGGCACCAAGCGCAAGGUCGAAGCCCACGGCGUGAAAUGUAUUCUGCGCUCCACAGAUGUCACAAGCCGGACACAGGUCGAGGACCUGGUCAAAGCAGCCAGCGAAGAGCUCGGCCCAGUUGACAUUCUAGUUGCCUGUGCAGGUGUCAUGUACUUCACCCUGAUGGCAAACACCCAGAUGGAUGAGUGGGAACGCACCGUCGACGUGAACUGCAAGGGUCUCUUGCACGCACUCUCUUCCACCGUCCCCGGCAUGCUCUCCCGUGGCCGCGGCCACGUCGUAGCCAUCUCCUCCGACGCCGGACGCAAGGUCUUCCCCGGCCUGGGCGUAUACUCAGCCAGCAAAUUCUUCGUCGAAGCCACCCUCCAAGCCCUCCGUCUCGAGACCGCCGGCGCCGGACUCCGUGUGACAAGUAUCCAGCCCGGAAACACAUCCACAGAUCUCCUGGGCAUGUCCACUGAUACCGAAGCCGUCAAGAAAUUCGGUGAACCAUCCGGAGCCAAAAUUCUCGAUCCAUCGGAUGUUGCCAACUCUAUUGUUUACGCCCUCACUCAACCAGAACACGUCUCUGUCAAUGAGAUCCUGGUUGAGCCCCGUGAUGAGCCGAUUUAA
Molecule: messenger RNA, 3828 nt
Organism: Penicillium brevicompactum
Lineage: Eukaryota; Fungi; Ascomycota; Eurotiomycetes; Eurotiales; Aspergillaceae
Product: Male sterility NAD-binding
Exons: 1
Coding region: 1-3828 (1275 amino acids)
Source: RefSeq, a predicted model, not a curated record